Messenger RNA from Camelus dromedarius (Arabian camel), 1407 nucleotides. RefSeq names its product enoyl-CoA delta isomerase 2 (gene ECI2). Gene Ontology annotation, molecular function: fatty-acyl-CoA binding; delta(3)-delta(2)-enoyl-CoA isomerase activity. The record is from RefSeq and is a predicted model, not a curated record. The transcript is spliced from 10 exons. NCBI's taxonomy places the organism in Eukaryota, Metazoa, Chordata, Mammalia, Artiodactyla, Camelidae. Bases 70 to 1266 code for a protein of 398 amino acids. Gene Ontology annotation, cellular component: peroxisome; mitochondrion.
CACUUUCCGGCCCGGACCUGUUGUCGGGCCUUCACUUGGGGCCCGGCUCCCAAGCCCUGCCCACGUCCCAUGACCACAAUGGCCCAAGUGGUCUGCGGGCUGGCGCGGCGCUGGUGCUUCGGCGCUCUGGGAAGUCCCCUGCAGGUCCUCUGCCUCCAGGCACUGCCCCUGCACUUGGGCAGGACAGCAAUGAGGGCCAGCCAGAAGGACUUUGAGAACGCAGUGCGUCAGGUGAAACUCUGGAAGAAGGACCCGGGAAACGAAGUGAAGCUGAAACUCUACGCGCUGUAUAAGCAGGCCACCGAGGGACCGUGUAAUUUGCCCAAACCAGGUAUGAUGGACUUGGUCAAUAAGGCCAAAUGGGACGCGUGGAGUGCUCUUGGCAGUCUGCCCAAGGAAACUGCCAGGGAGAACUACGUGGAUUUGGUGUCCAGCCUGAGCGCUGCAUCCAAGCCCCCCAGCCCGGCGAAGCCUGCAGCGGACGGGGAACAAGCGGGAGGUGACCUGGUGGUGACCUCUGAGAACCACAUCACAACGAUCACGUUCAACCGGCCUGCCAAAAAAAAUGCAAUCACCACUCAGAUGUAUCAAGAUAUCAUGCUUGCACUUCAGGCUGCCAGCAAGGACGACUCAGUCCUGACUGUUCUAACAGGAAACGGUGAGUAUUACUGCAGUGGGAAUGACCUGACCAACUUCACUGACAUCCCCCCCGGAGGGCCGGAGGAGAAAGCCAGGACUAACGCCAUUCUGCUGAGGGAAUUUGUAGACUGUUUCAUAGAUUUUCCUAAGCCUCUGGUCGCAGUGGUCAACGGCCCAGCCGUGGGCAUCUCCGUCACCCUUCUCGGCCUGUUUGACCUCGUGUACGCGUCAGACAGGGCAACGUUUCACACUCCGUUCGGCCCCCUGGGCCUGAGUCCGGAAGGCUGCUCCUCCUACACCUUUCCGAAGAUGAUGGGCCCCAGCAAGGCAGCAGAGAUGCUCAUUUUUGGGCGGAAGCUGACAGCUCAGGAAGCCUGUGCUCAAGGACUUGUGACCGAAGUCUUUCCUGACAGCACUUUUCAGAAGGAAGUUUGGACCAGGCUGAGGGCCUACACUAAGCUCCCUCCAAACGCCGUGAGAACUUCCAGGGAGGUGAUGAGAAGCAAGGGGAGGGAGCGGCUGCACGCCGUCAACGCCGAGGAAUGCGGGGCCCUGCAGCAGCGCUGGCUGUCCGAGGAGUGCACCAGCGCUGUCGUGCGCUUCUUGUCCAGGAGGGGGAAGCUCUGAGUGGCCGGAGGGGCUCCUGUCUCCGAUUUCCAGUUCUGAACUAAGUGAGCCCCCCUGUGCCUUUUGGAGGUGCUAGGAUGUAACUUGUGAUGAGUGUACCCGCCUAGGGCCCUGCUGAAUAAAGAACCAUGUGAAGAUGAA